GUUACGAUUUUAAUGGAUGUGAAGAAAUUGAUCUUAUAGUAUAUAAGUUAUCAAGUCAAGAGAAAUCUGAUUUAUCAGAUUUGGAUAUUAUAGCAUCUACACCUUUAUUAAAAAAAAAUUAUAAAACCUGUCAAGUAAUUGUGAAACAUAUUCAAAAAUUACCUGAUAUUUUAUGGUAUCUGAAUUAUUUCAAAGAUUUUGAUUAUAUUUUGGAUGAUGGAUUAUUAAAUAUUGAAUACUUUUUAAAUUUACGUCAACAUCAUGAUGCUUAUUUAAGUAAAAAGCUUGAACACAAAAAAGUUUAA
This is a messenger RNA of Funneliformis caledonium, 305 nucleotides long. The record is from the annotation of a GenBank genome assembly. NCBI's taxonomy places the organism in Eukaryota, Fungi, Glomeromycota, Glomeromycetes, Glomerales, Glomeraceae.